AGCCGGUCACCGCUGCAGGAACUGCCCUACAUGGGCCGCACCCUGAAGAAGCUGGUGCGGGACCUGCUGGAGGUGUGCCAGGUGCUCUCCCAGAACACCUUCAUGCCAGAGCUGCACCCGGCCACCCAGAAGCAGGGCACCCUCGAGUCCUGGAGUGACCUGGGGCACCAGAUCAUCUACCAGCUGGUCGUCUUCCUCAGGCCACCCCCCAGGCACUCUUUCCAGCUGCAGCCGCCCGGCGGCAGGCAUGUGCCAGAGAGGUGCUCCAACAUCCGGGUGGUGCUGGAGUGCUCGUGCUCCAGCACGACGGGGGAGACGUCGUGCUUUGUCCACCCCACGCACGACGCUCAGCCCUCGCGCCUGCUACGCACCCUCUGCACGGGCUCCCACUUGGAGGUGGAGAAAACCGCCGGCUGGGUGCAGAGCUUGGUGGAAGCAGCCUGGGAGCGUUCGCCCCAGUGGCACGACUGGAAGCUCCAGCUGCUGCCCUCCUCCCGCUCCUGCAGGCUCCUGCUGACCGGCCCCUGCCAGGUGCAGCUCUGCGCUGAGCUGCUCCUGGCAGUGCGGCAGGGCCGGCCAGGCAACUUCCUGGUGCUGGAAUAGGCACCUGCAGCUCUCCCACCUGCUGCUUUAGUCUGGGCUAGAGAUAGAGUAGGAUAGAGUAGGAUAGAGUAGGAUAAGAGUAGAGUAGGAUAGAUUAAGGGUGGGGUUAGAUUUUCCAAGGGCUGGUUUAGGCUGGGGUAGAGUUAGGCUUAGGAUGGCCUUAGGCUUGC
Chiroxiphia lanceolata (lance-tailed manakin) is the source of this 773-nucleotide messenger RNA. Its product is annotated as inositol 1,4,5-trisphosphate receptor-interacting protein-like 1. Lineage: Eukaryota; Metazoa; Chordata; Aves; Passeriformes; Pipridae. Bases 31 to 603 code for a protein of 190 amino acids. The transcript is spliced from 2 exons. The record is from RefSeq and is a predicted model, not a curated record.